This is a messenger RNA of Pieris brassicae (large cabbage white), 2466 nucleotides long. Its product is annotated as gustatory and odorant receptor 22-like. Lineage: Eukaryota; Metazoa; Arthropoda; Insecta; Lepidoptera; Pieridae. The transcript has 9 exons. Gene Ontology annotation, cellular component: membrane. The record is from RefSeq and is a predicted model, not a curated record. The coding region runs from base 275 to 1651 and encodes 458 amino acids. Gene Ontology annotation, biological process: sensory perception of taste.
UGAACAAAAGCCUGUUAUUAAAAAGCAAUCAACAUCUAUUAUAUAAAAUAAUUUGUUUGAAGUUUCUACUGUAAACAUUUACAAGGUCACGAUCUAUUUUAAAUUCACGACAACGAUCAUUUGCCUCAAAUUUUAAUGAACCACGCGCCUAAAUUUCCACUUUCUGUUUACCUUCUUUGUAAACUACGUUUUAACGACUUCCAUUAAUUUUACGUUGUUAAUCUAACUUACAAACAUCAUUUGUCGGAAAACCACUGAAAAGGUAGUAUGCAAUAUGAUUCCGGACCACCUUUUCGAUGAGGGAAUUAAUAAUUCUUUAUUACAAAAGGAUAUGGAAUGCGUUAAGAAACAUCGCGAUGUUUAUGAAAAGUCUCAAAGGGAUUAUGAACGUGAACAACGUUAUAUGCUUUCGUCCCAGGACUCGGAUACUUGUGAGAUUCAUGAUCAGUUCUACCGGGAUCAUAAGCUAUUACUGGUGCUGUUCAGAGCUCUUGCUGUUAUGCCAAUAACGCGUUCCCGACCAGGAACGAUAACAUUUAGCUGGAGGUCCAGAGCCACGGCCUACGCGAUUUGCUUUUAUAUUAUAGCUACAGUGGUUGUCCUAUUUGUUGGAUACGAAAGAGUGAUGAUAUUAAGGUCCAUUAGAAAGUUCGACGAUUAUAUUUACGCUGUGAUAUUUGUAGCAUUUCUGGUACCGCAUUUUUGGAUACCCUUCGUCGGUUGGGGGGUGGCGAACCAAGUUGCUAUUUAUAAGACCAGCUGGGGGAAAUUCCAAGUAAGGUAUUACCGCGUUACGGGAGAGAACCUUCAAUUCCCGAAUUUGAAGACGACUAUUGUAAUAAUAAGUGUUGGAUGUCUGUUAUUAGCGGUUUGUUUCCUGCUGAGUCUGUGUGCAUUGUUGGAAGGAUUUCUAUUGCGACACACGGCCGCUUAUUUCCACAUUAUAACAAUGAUAAAUAUGAAUUGCGCACUUUGGUAUAUUAAUUGUCGAGGAAUUAAAACCGCUUCACAGAGUCUGUCGGAGUGUUUUCGACGGGUAAUUUUUUUUGGUUUACCUAAUGAAUCAAUGUUCGUUUGCAUAAUGCUUCAUUUGUCCAGUUCUUCGUUUAUCCAGUACGAUGAUGUGAGCUUAGAAUGUACAGCUCACCUAAUAUCAAGCUAUCGUUACUUGUGGCUGAAUUUGUCAGAACUCCUACAAUCCCUUGGCAACGCUUACGCACGAACUUAUUCAACAUAUUGCCUCUUUAUGUUUUUCAACAUAACCAUAGCGAUAUACGGUGCACUGUCAGAGAUUGUAGACCACGGUUUUGGUUUUACGUUCAAGGAAAUGGGUUUAUUCGUUGAUGCGGCUUAUUGUUCUACGUUGCUGUUCAUAUUCGCAGACUGCUCACACAAAUCUACGCUAAAGGUCGCAGCUGGUGUCCAGGACACACUUUUGUCAAUUGAUGUCUUGUCUGUGGACAGACCUACACAAAAAGAGAUCGAUCACUUCAUUCAAGCUAUUGAGAUGAAUCCGGCCGUAGUGAGUUUAAAGGGAUACGCUCAUGUCAACCGGGAACUACUUACUUCGGCUAUCAGCAUGAUUGCCAUAUACCUCAUCGUGCUUCUACAGUUCAAGAUUUCGCUUCCGAAGGAACCGCAGAUAAAGUAAAACGUAUGUUUGUUGAAAUCAAGUGAUUCACAAAUCAAUAAAUAGUGUAUAUAAAUAAAAUUAAUCGCAAAGCGCAAAAUUUGAAGACGGCUGGAUUUAUUCGAGUAUAUGUUAUUUUUGUUCCUAGUACUUAGGUUUUAUUAUGGAAAAGCGAACACUAUCUAUAAGAUAGCAAAAUGUUCCAUAUCUUUGUAUAAAGUGUAGCUACUAAAAAGGUAGACGAAGUAAAAAAUUAUAUUACGACGUAACAAAGUUCCGACCUAUUUGCUAGCAACUAGUCUUGCUAACUUUGUUGUUUAUAUAUUUAAUCUUAAAUUGUAAUGUUACAAUAUUCCAUUUUAUUGGGAGACGAAGUUAUCCUAAUCGCGCUAAUCCAAAUAGUAUUUAUUGACAGAGUGUGCCUGAAACGUUUUACUAUUAUUUUUUAAAUCUCAACGGAGCUAAAGUUAAAGCGAAAAUUCGUGUAUUCAUUUUCAAUAGAACAUCUUAAUUUAUGUUUAAUAGUGUAAUUGAGAUUCUUAUUUGACAUUUAUAACAGUGGUAUUGUAUAAACCAAGGCUGUACGUUUUGCUUACUCAGGCUUUCGUAGUUUCAUAAGCGAGACGACUUCCUAGGUCGUCGGUGUUACGUCCCAAGAGUAUAGCCAAACGCAGGCACUCUCUUCAACUGCUACUCUGCAUUUAUUCGUUGCAUAGCAAUUAACAUGUCAUUCUUUCGCUUUUGUUCUAUUGUACACAAGUGGUUAAUAUAGAGUGUAACAAAAAUUUUCUAUUAUUUAAUCCCUAUUAUCAUAUAUAAUAAUCUUCUAUUAUAAA